Messenger RNA from Exophiala bonariae, 3102 nucleotides. RefSeq lists its product as uncharacterized. The transcript is spliced from 4 exons. Bases 1 to 3102 code for a protein of 1033 amino acids. NCBI's taxonomy places the organism in Eukaryota, Fungi, Ascomycota, Eurotiomycetes, Chaetothyriales, Herpotrichiellaceae. The record is from RefSeq and is a predicted model, not a curated record.
AUGGCCAUCUCGACAUCCAAUAUCGUCCUUGUAUGUGCCAUUGGCAUCAUCUUGCUGGCAAGACCUGCUCAUGCCUUUGGUGCGGGUAACAUUGGUUCGACUUCGAAGAUUGAGGGUCAGAACUGGCGUCAUGGCGAUCUCGAGGACACUCUGCUCACAAUUGUGGCUGCUCGUGCCAUGGGCGGUAAGAAGUUCUCCAAACUUGAUGUCAAGAGAGUCUACUUUGGCAACUGGCUUCGUGAUUACUCCCAGGCUGUCGACGUCGGAACCGUCAAAUAUGUCAGCGCUGAAGCCAUCCGCAUCUUGCUCUGGGUUCUGGGUUUCUUGUCAUUUGGAUACGGCUCUGGUGAGUUUGAAGUGACCACUCAGAGACUUGGUUGCUAUCGACCUGAAGAACAUAUCGACAACCCAAAGGAUUAUGCAGAUAAUGAGGAUGCUCGACAGUACGAUCGCCGUCUCCGAGCUCCAAUUGAUGAGCGUCGCGAACUAUCAGUUGAUCCAGAAACUGGUCUUAAGAACUACAUUGCCAAUGAGCGAGCUGGCAUUGAUACUUCAGCAGGAUUGGUGAGAAAGCUCCUCGGUCAAUCAAUUGAGCUUGGUCGUCGUUAUUCCAGAAACAAGAACAAGAAGGAUCUUUACGAAGCACUUCGACUCCUGGGAACUGCAUCUCAUUGUCUUGAGGACUAUGCUGCACACUCUAAUUAUGUCGAACUUGCCUUGAUCGAAAUGGGUGAACGUAAUGUUUUCCCCCACGUCGGUCGCCGCACUGAGAUUCAACUCCGCGAGGCUCGCCACCCUGUCUUUCCCAUCGUCACAGGCACCUUUGGUGGUGUUGAUUUCCUCCACUCGGUCUGUGGUGAAUUCGAUGACAAGGCAACUCAAAGCGAAAUUGAGGAACUCGAAGGUACUUUGCAACAGUAUCAAAAUGGAAAUCAAGACAACAGUGUCCUUCAAGAUCUCCUCAACAAGAUUCCCGAUGGAGUUUUUGGCGGCAAAGAUGAAGCGGGCAAAGCGGAUGAACUGAAACAAAAUGCUGCUGCUCAUCAAAUGCAAAAUACCCGAAUUUCGCCAAGACAACCAGAAGAAUGGGCCAAUUACCUCAAUGAUGUCCAGAAACAGAUCUACCCAAUCAUCGAGUGGCAUGACGAGGUCAUGCAGUCCAUCACCGAGACUAUCGAGAACAUUCCCAUCUUGCCCGAUCUUAUCGAAUCUGUCCAGGAAGAAGUCAACAAAUUCGUGUUUUCCCUUCUUGCUCCAUACUUGCUCCCAAUCAUCAACCAGGUCAAGAAUGAACUCAAUACUGGAUCCAACGAGAUCAUUCAAUCCAGCAAGGACAAACAACAUAUCGUGUUCAAUGAUGACAACUCUUCAGACCCAACUCACUCGAUGCUUUCCAAAGAUCACUUCUCCAACAUUCUCAACGAGCCCGCUGGCAAAGUAGCUCGUCAAACCGUCCAAUGGGUUGUUCCUCAAAUCGUUGCCGCUUGGGACGAUGAUAACGUCAACGUCGACCGUACUCUUGAUCGAAUCAUCAAUGGCAUCCUCCAUCACCCUGCUCUCCGUGACUUCGGUCAAGAUGGUGCAAGUGACGGCCGUCGAUUGAUGUUUGGAGUUGUUGAGAACUGGUGGAGAGAGAAGAGUGACCGUGAGAAGGAUGGUUUGCGUGAUCAGCUCAGUCGCCGAGGUGUUGAGACUGGAAAGAAUCACAAAGAAGGAGUGCAUGAUCAUGGCCACGGCAGCAACAAACCACUCGGUAUGGCCAAUUUGAACAGUAAAGGUGGUCGUUCGUCGUCCUCCAACCAGACAGCCGAUAAGAUCGGUCAAGCUGCCGGCGCUGCUGUCGGCGGAGGUGUUUUGGGCUCUCUCGUUGGUAACAUUGCUAGCGCGGUGGGUGGCGAUCUCCUUGGAGGGGGUAAGAACCAGGACAAGGAGACCUACAAACGUGAUUCUUACGGACAAGAUGGCUCGCGCACUGAGACUGUCACCCAGAUGGGCCAUUCGUCAUCCGGCCAAUACGCCCAAGCUCAGUACAGUCGCACCACUGGAGCGGGUGGCGAGCGUCGUGAAGAGUACAAUCGUUACGAGCAGACCAGCUCUGGAGGUCGCAUUCAGAGCGAGUAUCAUCAUGAGGAACGUACUAGCGGUGGGCAAAUCCGUGAAGAAACUCGUCGCUAUGGUGACGACAAUGAUCGAAGCUCUUAUGGACGCAAUCAACGUGACGACAACCAAUCCUCUGGCGGAUACGGUGGUGGCCGCCAACAGCACGAAUCGCAGUCCUCAGGCUACGGUGGUCGUCAACAAGAGUCCAGCUAUGGCGGUCGUCAACAAGAGUCCAGUUAUGGCCAUCAACAGGAAUCAGGCUACGGCUCCGGACGUCAACAGGAGUCUAGCUACGGUUCCGGACGCCAGCAAGAAUCGAGCUAUGGCUCUGGUGGUAGUGGUGGUGGCUACGGACGUCAGCAAGAAUCGUCAUACGGCGGCCGCCAAGAUGAGUCAGGCUAUGGUGGCAGGAAGCAAGAAUCAAGCUAUAGCCGUCAAGAGCAAACCAGCAGCUAUGGCCGCCAACAAGAAUCGAGCUAUGGCUCUGGUGGAGGCAGCGGCUAUGGGUCUCGCCAGGAAGACUCAAGCUAUGGCGGUGGCCGUCGUCAGGAAGAAAGCAGCUACGGCUCUGGCGGUGGAGGCUACGGAGCACAGCAAAGCGGUGGCUAUUCCUCUCAAUCCGGCCGCAACAGGAAAGACGACUCCGAUGACGACGACAAGAAAUACAAGAAGAAAUACGGCAAGAAGGACGACGACUCGGAAGACGAUAGCCGCGGCGGUUAUGGCCGCCGUGGCAAGAAGGAAUCCGAUGACGAUGAUGACGACAAUAAACGCUACAAGCAACAGCAGUAUCGCAAGAAAAAGAGUGACGAUGAGGAUAGCGACGAUGACAAGAAAAAGAAGAAGUAUGGACGCGGAGGCGAUAGUGGUGGAUAUGGUGGAAGUGGUGGAGGUUACGGAGGUGGCCAAAGUGGUGGUGGCUAUGGCGAGAGCGGCGGAUAUGGUGGUGGGCAGAGUGGUGGAUAUGGCAGCGAACGCAGAGAUGAAUACUCUCGCUACUGA